Messenger RNA from Phragmites australis (common reed), 2410 nucleotides. RefSeq names its product protein IQ-DOMAIN 5-like. Gene Ontology annotation, molecular function: protein binding. The record is from RefSeq and is a predicted model, not a curated record. Bases 275 to 2200 code for a protein of 641 amino acids. NCBI's taxonomy places the organism in Eukaryota, Viridiplantae, Streptophyta, Magnoliopsida, Poales, Poaceae. The transcript has 9 exons.
AACGCACGGCACAGUGGCAGCGCUGCUGCAAGCCUGCAGCAGCGGUAAUGCCCCGGGGGCUCCACUACUGCGUGUACUAGUGAAGCAUUGAUGCUUCGAGCCCACCCUUGAACCCCUCCCCCCUCUCCGGAUCGCUCACCGCCUGGCCCCCAAUCACCCCGAAUCUUGCAAAAGCGGCGCUCGCUCAUUGGCCGGCGAGCGCGGUUCUUGGACCCCGGUUCGGCCGGCGUCCGGUGGCCGUGAUCUGGUCGUUGCGAUUGAGGCGGGCGGCGCGAUGGGCAUCUCGGCGCGGUGGCUCAAGUCGCUGGUUGGGCUGAGGAAGGUGGAGAAGCAGCAGCAUCGUAAGGAGGGCGCAGAUGUUGGACGCACGGGAGAACUGCACAAACCUGACGCCAUAGAUCAGUUUCACUGCCAGAAUCAGCACUCCAAAGAUGACGAUAACCUUGUUGCACAAGAAGAAUUUACUAAUGAAAGUGGUCCACCAGAAGGUGAUUCUGAUAUGCCUUCAUGCUUGGAACCCACUUGCAGUUCACUUCAUGUGCCAUUACCUCAAACUGAAGAGGAACUCGAAGAGAUCUUGGCUGCCACAGUUAUUCAGACUGCGUUUAGAGCCUUCCUGGCUCGGAGAGCACGGCGAGCUUUAAAAGGACUGGUCAGACUUCAAGCCCUUGUAAGAGGUCAUAUAGUGAGAAAGCAGGCUGCUAUAACACUCCACUGUAUGCAAGCUUUGGUCAGGGUUCAAGCCCGUGUUAGAGCAAGGCGAGUUCGUUUGGCCUUGGAAAACGAGACUGAUCACCAAAAUACACUACAAGAGGAGAUUAACGAGACACAGGCACAUGUCCGAGAAAUUGAGGAUGGCUGGUGUGAUAGUAUAGGAUCUGUGGAAGACAUCCAAGCAAAGCUUUUAAAGAGGCAGGAAGCAGCUGCCAAACGUGAGCGAGCCAUGGCCUAUGCUCUUACUCACCAGUGGCAAGCAGGUUCAAGACAACAUGCGGCAACUACAGCAUUUGAACCCGACAAUAACAGCUGGGGCUGGAAAUGGCUAGAGAGAUGGAUGGCUGUUCGUCCAUGGGAAAGUCGGUUCCUUGGCACUUAUGCAGCCGAUGGGAUUGCCGUGGGUAGUGAAGCCAGGCAAGCUGAGAGACAUUUGGCCAAGACUCCAUGCAGGAAACCUGUUAAAAAGCGUACAUCAACCCUUCAUUCAAACGCAGUGAACCAGAAGGCCUGCCCGUCGAACUGGUCCAGCGGUUCGGUAUCAGCUAAAUCUAGACUGAAGUUGUUACCCAGAGAAGGUGAUGAAGCUUCAUCUCGUCCUUCAGGACUUGGUGUGCGGUCCACUAGUAAUCCAAAGGAGAGGACUGGGGAUUUGGAUUGUCAGGAACUUCGCCUCCCUUCCCUCUCGUCGACGACCUCGUCGCGCCCGAGGAACCUCACCCGGUUUCGCGCUAUGGCGGCGACGUCGUCGAGGCGUUUGUCGCUGGCGGCCUUGGUGGCCAUGGCCUCCGCCGUGCUCCUCGCGUCCGUGGCCGCGGGCAACGACGGCAACGGCGUGUACGAUCCCUGCGCGGACGCGUCGGUGCAGCGCGGCGACGGGGUCACCUUCGGGGUGGCCUUCGCGGGCCACGAUGCCUUCUUCUCCGGCGGCGUGCAGCUCUCCCCCUGCGAUAGCCGCCUAGGGCUCGCCAACCGCGCGCAGCUCGCGCUCUUCCGCCCCAAGGUCGACGAGAUUUCUCUCCUCACCGUCAACGCCUCCUCCUCAUCCUCCGGCGCCGCCUUCGACCCGGCAUCUUCUGGUGGAUACAUGGUUGCUUUCGCUGGGAGGAAAUAUGCAGCGAGGUCAUCUCCGGUAUUUGUCAGUAACAUCUCGUACACAGUGACCGGCUUUACCCUGGUCUUCGAGUUCCAGAAGGGCACGCUGCAGAACCUGUUCUGGAAGGCCGACGGCUGCUCCACGUGCUCCGGAAAAUCCGAUUUCGCCUGCGUCGACCAGAGCUGCGCGAUCAAGACGACGAGCUGCAAGGGCAAGGGCGGGCAGGUGAACUGCAGCCCAGGGAUCCAGCUCGCCUUCUCGGGAACCGACAAGCACGAGGCCGUGCUCAACUCGUGGUACGAGGUGUCCAAGCUCCGGCAGUACUCCCUGUUCGGGCUCUUCUCCGACCUCAAGAACUCACUGACGAGCCAGUUCAGCAGCUUCUUCUAGGGCCCGUUGUGCUACCCGGCCAGGUCAUCUUUUCCUUCCCGUGCAGAGACGUCGUUCUAUAUGUUUGUUUGUUGUAUCGUUAUCAUGUGUGUUUAGUGAAUACUUCGUUUUAACAAAAGCAUAUGUAUAUCAACUAGCUUGUUCAUAUAGUUGCUUAUGUAUACGAGAGAUCAGACAAUGUAAGUUAUGCGUGACUCUGUUUUGUUUUUA